Melitaea cinxia (Glanville fritillary) is the source of this 664-nucleotide messenger RNA. RefSeq names its product larval/pupal rigid cuticle protein 66-like (gene CPR64). The record is from RefSeq and is a predicted model, not a curated record. NCBI's taxonomy places the organism in Eukaryota, Metazoa, Arthropoda, Insecta, Lepidoptera, Nymphalidae. Gene Ontology annotation, cellular component: extracellular matrix. Bases 201 to 545 code for a protein of 114 amino acids. The transcript is spliced from 2 exons.
AUCGAACAUCUUACUGAGAUAUUUCAUUGAGUGCAUCGCCCGUAUGAUCUUGACUUUUAGACGUUUCCUGAAUUUCUUUUUUAAUAAACAAGUCAAAGUAGAACUGGAUCAAAAUGUGGAUAUAUAAGGCCUAAGAAACGAGUACGACAGCAUCACAUUCUCAGGACUCAUCAACGUAAUCACACCAUUUAUCAUACAAAAUGCUUACGAAGUUCGUCGUCCUCAUCGCUCUGAUAGCCGCUGUCGGCGCUGAUUUCUCUGGUUUCUCGUACGGUGUAGCUGACCCUUACACUGGUGACUUCAAGCACCAAGUGGAAAGCCGCGCUGGAGACAAUGUACUUGGACAGUACUCUCUGCUGGAAUCUGAUGGAACUCGCCGCACCGUCGACUAUGCUGCUGGUACUGAAGGUUUUAACGCCGUAGUCAGGAAGGACCCCGCUCUGAUCGCUUCUCUGCCAAUUUCUACUGCCUAUGGAUACGCUGCACCCUUCGCCUACCAGAGAUUCGGCUACCCUUACUCUUACCCCUUUGCACGUUACUAUUAAUUCGGAGAAGAAGUUUUCCAAGAUGUAAAGACUAACUUUCCAUCACCACGUCUUUUUUCAGUCGGCCUUUAACUACCGUGUAAAUACUGUACAUAAUAAACAUUCCACUAAUUAAAAAA